AUGCAACUUGCAGGCCAUUCAUCUACAGCGCCUUACUCGUUUCACACGUCCCCGCGCAGUCCUGGAACUCGCCCCCAUAAUGCAGGACCCGAUUGCACCGGUUCGGGUUAUUUCUCGAUCAGCGUGGACAAUUCUGCCAGCACCAGAUGCGGUCCGCCAUCUUUCUCUCAGGCUACUGCUCCCGGUCCGGGGUCGCUUUUGAGCAGCAAAAUGCUGGAUGCUAUGAGCCCUCGGAAGACUCCGAUUGAGUCCGAGGAAAACAAAGGACCAUCUACGCAUAAGAGCCCUCUCAACCCAGCCACCUCCCUGGAGCCCAAGGUCGGAAAUUGUCACACCAUAUCCGCUGAGCGCUGUGCGGAGCUGCUUGGUUCAUGUCAGCAUGACGUCAUGCUCCUUGACGUGCGGCCGUAUGCACACUUCGCCAAAAGAAACAUCAAAGGCUCAUUAAAUCUUUGCAUUCCAACGACCCUACUCAAGCGUCCUUCAUUUGAUACGCAGAAGUUAGAAAACACGUUUACGGAUGAAUCUGACAGACGACAUUUCGCCAAAUGGAGACAGUGUCGAUACAUUGCCGUGUAUGAUGCAGCCACAUCUGACAUCAAAGACGCCGUACCUCUGGCGAAUGUGCUGAAAAAGUUCACUGCCGAAGGAUGGAAUGGUGAAGGACUGAUACUACUCGGUGGCUUCAAUGCUUUCUCCGACCGCUUUCCCGGGUUCAUACAACAACAGUCGCCACUUCCUAAAAAGCCUACGUCGAUGCAUAUCAACCUUCCGUCUGGUGCUCCAAUCUCGGGUGGGUGUGCCUUGCCGGACGCCUCUCGCCCUGCAAUCCCGUUCUUUGGAAACAUUCGUCAGCACAUGGAUCUACUUGGCGGGGUCGGCCAAAUACCCCUGCAGCUUCCGAAGGGGCUCACCGAGUCUAAACGGAAACUGCUUCCUGCCUGGCUUCGUAAAGUAGCCGAUCCGGCAGAUAAGGGAUUGAAUGUCUCUGAAAAAUUCUUAGAUCUCGAAAAAAGAGAGUUGGAGCGCAUGAAGCAAGCCUUGUCAUACAACAAGUCUGCCGAUGCAUCCAGGUUUAAAGUCGCGGGAAUCGAAAAGGGCACGAAAAACAGAUACAACGAUGUUUAUCCUUUUGACCAUACCCGCGUCAAACUACAGGACGUGCCCCCUGGUGGUUGUGACUAUGUGAAUGCAAAUUACAUGAAAGCGGAGUAUAGUGACAAAUGCUAUAUUGCCACACAGGCCCCUGUGCCGGAUACAUUUAAUGACUUUUGGCGUGUGAUCUGGGAGCAAGACAUAAGACUCAUCGUUUCCUUAACUGCAGAGGUGGAAAGAGGCCAGGUCAAGUGCCAUCCCUACUGGGAAUCUGGGUCUUAUGGGCCUUUUCAAAUCCAUAAUUUUGCUCAGAAAUACAUCUACAUGGAUGAUCCCGGGUUAGAGCAAGUUGACAGACCGAAAAAGCCUGUCGCGGACUCGAAUGAAGGUUCCGAAAAUUCUUGCAUCAUUGUGCGACAUUUCAGCCUAUCACAUACUGCUCACCCGUUCCAGCCGCUUCGUGAGGUCACCCAGCUACAAUACCCAUACUGGCCUGAUUUCGGCACUACCUCGCAGCCAACGCAUCUCCUGAAAUUGAUCGCACAAUGCGAUAAGGUCAGAAAUGCAACGGCCAAUCGAUCACGGCCCAUGGUGGCACAACCUAUACUGGUGCACUGCAGUGCAGGAUGUGGCCGCACCGGUUCUUUCUGCACUGUCGAUAGUGUCUUGGGCAUGCUUAAGCACCCCCUGGAGGGCACUGCAUAUCGAAAACAUGUCGCAACGGAUGCCCCCGCCCAUGAGAAUUGGACACACAAUGAGAAUCUAGACCUGAUAGCGAAAGCUGUUGCCGAUUUUCGUACUCAAAGACCCAGCAUGGUACAGAAUCUGAGCCAAUUCGUUCUGUGCUACGAGAGUGUAUUAGAAUGGAGUGUUUCCAACUUGGCUUCAGGUGGCAGCAUUUGA
Aspergillus melleus is the source of this 1998-nucleotide messenger RNA. It is a transcript of the gene ptpA, whose product is annotated as putative protein tyrosine phosphatase (Pyp1). Bases 1 to 1998 code for a protein of 665 amino acids. The transcript has 2 exons. Lineage: Eukaryota; Fungi; Ascomycota; Eurotiomycetes; Eurotiales; Aspergillaceae. Gene Ontology annotation, biological process: protein dephosphorylation. Gene Ontology annotation, molecular function: protein tyrosine phosphatase activity. The record is from RefSeq and is a predicted model, not a curated record.